UCACUGACUCUAUUCAAAUGAUAAUCAUCGAGAGACGGUUCUUGUUCCGGGUCGUGCUGUUUUGUUAUGCUAAGUGAAAAACGGUUUUAAAAGCGUCAAAUUAAGUUAUAAAUACAGUCGUCUUUUGAGGUUUUGGAAACAGAUAAGGACGCUAUGCAAAGACCACAGUUUCGCCAACCCCGCCAGGGCUCUGGUCCGCGGUCCGCAGGCUUCCGCAGCCCGCCUCCAGCCUUCGAUAGGACAGGGAGUAUGUUUCCAUCGCCUCCGUGGGCAUUUUCAACCCCACCGCCGCCGUUUGGACCUAGAUUUGGACAGCGUUCUCCAAAUAACGUUACACCACCGAGAGAGUUUGGCGGUAACAGAGGCGGCGGUGGGAAGUAUUUUAACGGUCAAUCUCCGGCGCACACCCCGCGCAGAUCGAGCCCUAGUCCCCGCGGCGCACCGUUCGGACGCUCGCCGUAUGAGAGUCCCAGACGACACUCUGGAUAUCAGGGUUCACCACGGACAUCCACUCCGUUUGGGUCAGCGUAUGGCAGGGAGAGGGGGACAAAUGAUAUGGAAAAAUAUUACAAAUCAUCCAUGCUCCAAGAUCCCUGGGCUAACCUACAGCCCAUCUCAGUUACACAAACUCAUUCUAAAUGCAACUCCAAACAAACCAAUACAAGCAGACAAGGGAGGUACUACAAUUAAAACUAUCUUACUUCAAUGAAAGGGAAAAAGUCACUGAACAGUCCUUUUUUAUUUAGUGCACCAGUAGUGCACUAAUUUUUUAAAGUCAAACGGAGCCAGCCGAACACAUGGACCUGAGGCAGGAUUCACCAGCAAUAAUUCUUGAGAAACUGACUAAAUAAGAUUUUCUAAAAUCAUAUGUACUUGCUUGUGUAAAGAGACAUUCUCUUUUACUUUUAUAUCUGCACCUCAACAUCAGGAUUGUAAAAAUGGGGUGCUAUUGUAACUGGCAGCCUAUUCAUAGUAGUUUGCCAUCUCUGGCCCACUCCCAUGGAGUUUGUAAAUCCUUCAUUGAAUUCAGAGGAAUAUGCCUUCAAGCUCAAAAUGCAGUCUAACAAAAGAUGUCCGAUCAACACAUCCAUCUACCUCUCAAUAUUGACUGUGUGCUGUUAACUAGAACAGGUCAGGUCAAGUAUUUGUAAGUUUGGCUCCUUUACAAAUUUUCUAUGGACUGAUUUUGUUUUUUUAACUUUUUAUUUUUGGUGUCUUUUUUGGUUUUAUCACAGUCUACGGUCAUUUCUUUUUUGUAUAUAUAUAAAAACAGACUGGCAACAGACAUUGUAAUAGUAAACAACCCACAAAGAACUAUUGUUGAAUUAUAAGCCAAAUAUAAUUAAAAGUUGUACUUGUAAUGCAAUACAGUCCUUGUCAAAAAACA
This is a messenger RNA of Carassius carassius (crucian carp), 1387 nucleotides long. RefSeq names its product M-phase-specific PLK1-interacting protein-like. Gene Ontology annotation, cellular component: midbody; centrosome; nucleus. The transcript is spliced from 2 exons. The coding region runs from base 154 to 690 and encodes 178 amino acids. The record is from RefSeq and is a predicted model, not a curated record. Lineage: Eukaryota; Metazoa; Chordata; Actinopteri; Cypriniformes; Cyprinidae.